UGAAUGUGGCAUUUCAGGCAGCAUUGCGACAUUGUCUUUGCAGGGUGAAGUUACAGGAGACAAUUUAGAAGUUAGACUUCAGUUUCAAACUCCUUAAUAUAUCCAAUUCUUUGGUUGUUUUUGGCUUCAUCUCUUCAAGGAAAGACUCUCCAGAGCAGAUGCAAACAUGACUGCCGAGUUCAAGUCAUCAACAGUGACAAACAUGGACAUUGAUGACAAUAAAGUCGGCUACAAGCAACUUUUAGAGGAUGGCAUGCCCAAGUUUCGGAAUUCAGUCUACGUGGUGAGGAACAGCCCUUUCAAGGUUGCAACAGUUUGCCUCGGGCUGCUGUGUGUCCUCCUGUUGGCUGCGGUCAUAGGUCAGAGUGUUCAUUACCGAAGUGUGGAGAAAUCCCAUGAGGUCAAAGAAGUAACCAUGAAUAAAGAGAAAGACAACCUACAAGAAAGCCUGAGGUCGGCGCAAAAACAGAAAAGGGAUUUUGAAGGCAGCUAUAAUCAGUUACAGCAAAGAUAUGACUUCUUAUCUAAAAAGAGAGAUCAAAUACAGACCAAUAACAAAUUACUGACUGAACAAGCAAGCAAAAAUAAAGCUGAUCUAAGUCAGUUACAGGCUAGUGCUGCUGCUUCAAACAAGGAGUUAGAGGAGUUAAAGGCAACUAAAACCACGUUAGAGACUGCAAACAAUGCCUUGACUCAAAACAACAAGAUACUGCAAAAUUCAUACGAUACAACGCUCAACACCAAAAAGGACUUAGAGGUCCGUUUGACCUCAGUGACCAAAGAGAGGGACAAUUUACAGAACAAAUUCAAUAAUGCAACCAGAUCCAAAGAGCAGUUGCAAAUGAACUACAACACUCUGAUUCAGGAAAUAGAGCAUUUACAGGGCAGAUACAACUUCUCUUCCAGUGAGAAAGACAAGAUAGAAAGCAGUCACAAAAACGUAACGACACAAAAAGACCUUCUCCAGGGUACUUACAACUUACUUGUAAAUGCCACAGAAGAGUUGCGGGCUUCUUACAAUUCCUUGAUUAAAGAGAAGAAAGAGCUUGAAAGCACAUGCAAAAAUGCAACUGACGAGAGAGACCUGGCGAGAAUGAAAAACGACAACCUGACCGCUGAGAGAGACCAGCUUAAGGCGGACUUUGACAGACUGAAUAUAAAGAUUCAAGGUAAGAACUGUCCCACUGGCUGGAAAAAGUUUGAGGGGAGCUGCUACUUCACUUCUGUUAGCCAGAAAUCCUGGAGCCAGAGCAGAGAAUACUGUAAAGGCAAAGGAGGAGAUUUGGCAAUCGUAACGAGCAAAGAAGAGAUGGACUUCAUCAAUACCCUGUAUGGAAGUGACAAAGAAGUCUGGAUUGGACUGACUGAUAAAGGAGUAGAGGGGCAGUGGCAAUGGGUGGAUGGGACCCCAAUGACCAAAACGUUUUGGGCUUCAGGCCAGCCCAACAGCUACAACGGAAGAGACCAGGACUGUGUGGAGUUCUGGCACCGUGCGACCAGACAGGGCGAGUGGAAUGAUGAGAACUGUAACCUUGAACAAAACUGGAUUUGUGAGAUGUCGGUUUGUUAACAGUUAAAAACCAACGUGUACGUUUUUGUCAUUAGGAAUGUAUUGACAAGUUGAAUCUAGCAGGUGGACCAGCUUGUGCUGUCUUGGUAAUGUUGAACCAUGCUUGUUUCAAAGGGAAUAGGGAUUUCCAUUGAUAGCUGCUCAUAUAAUGGCUUCUUUUUGCCUUAUAUGAUUAGAUACUGUAUUCACUAGCUGGCAUUUUAAAGAAUGAUAACUAAUUAAUAUACAAUUUAAUUUACUACUGUGAUUGGUUGAUUGACAUAUGAAUGAGAUGUACUUGUGAAAUUAUAUAGAGGCUGAUUUCUUUUGUGGCAGUUAAAGUCACUCAACGACUUCUGUACUCAGUUAUCGUUGCUUGUCGUUUGACCAAGAAGGCAUUAGUGCACAACCAUGUACAGUAAGUGUCUCACACUGAUUUCAGAGGACACCAGCAAUAAAUAUACUGUAUUAUAUUUUCAACAUUAAUAACCAUUCAAUUAGUGCUUUUACUACUGAAAUGUGCCAGAAUGAUGUUGUACUAUGCUUACAAUUCAAUUAAAUGUAUUGUGUUUCUUACUUUAUAUUCAUAUAAAGACAUUUUAGUUAUUCAUUUAUGUACACAUACAAUGAAUUGAUUGCACAUUGUUCAUCUUGUACUACUAAUAUAAUGACUUGCGUUCAUAGAGCUCAUCUAUAUGCUCAGGUAUCUUAAACACUUGCAUGAAGCCAUAUAUAUUAGAACAAUUUAUAUUACUAUGUUCUUGUAAUGACAAUGAUAAAUAAAUAAUGAA
Messenger RNA from Scomber japonicus (chub mackerel), 2340 nucleotides. RefSeq names its product CD209 antigen-like. Bases 167 to 1570 code for a protein of 467 amino acids. Lineage: Eukaryota; Metazoa; Chordata; Actinopteri; Scombriformes; Scombridae. The transcript has 7 exons. The record is from RefSeq and is a predicted model, not a curated record.